AUGUCCACACCUAUACCAAAGUCUUUAACACCAAAACCGAAGGAAGACGUGACCAAAGAGGACGUCAAAGAGUUUGAUCCGUCGGGUAUUGUCCCAAAUGUGUCCCAUUGUUGCGAUUCUGCGAUUCUUAAGGACAUCAAUGAUUGCGAAGACGAGUCCCAUAAUGAACACACCAUUGCUUUCACUAAAUACACUUCUGGUGCAACAAAAUACAUAUCACUGAACAUUAGCUCAAUUUUCAGUGAAGACCAGACAAAACUGUGGUCCAAACCACAGACAAUUAUCAAUGAUCUCAUACUUUCUAAUGUAAUCCCAGAAUGGGAAAUUGGUUUCCCGUAA
Oppiella nova is the source of this 339-nucleotide messenger RNA. The record is from the annotation of a GenBank genome assembly. NCBI's taxonomy places the organism in Eukaryota, Metazoa, Arthropoda, Arachnida, Sarcoptiformes, Oppiidae.